AGCUGAGAAAUCCCAAUUUCGAGGCUGGCCCUGGGAGCCAAGCAACCUCUGCCUGCCCUGCGCCUCUCCCCUCCCCGGCUCUGCUCCAUCCCCCAAAAGAAACUUUUCCUCCCCCUCCUGCGCCGCGGAGCGCGGCGGACGCGGGUGCCGCCGCGCCCCUCUCCGAUGUCCCAGGCCAGCAGCCACCGGCCGAGCCGCCCGGAGCCCCGCCGAGCAGAGCCGGUGCCGCCGCCAGAGGCGGGUGAGACUUCGCGCCCUUCGCCGAGGCAGACGCCAGCGGCACCGUCGGCAGAGCCCCGGCCGCCUGCCCGCCCCCCUGCCAGCCCCGCAGCACCAAAGAAGGAGAAACCCCUGGAAGAUGACGAGUCCCGAAAAGUCGUGACGAAGGGCCCCCGGGCCGAGCUCGCAGGUGCUCCCGAAGCUGUGACAUGCCAGCCCCAGGUGCGAGGAGCCCCGCAGCCCCCCAGCCCCUGCACCCACCUGCUGCAGAACGGCGCUGGGCGGGGGCCGGAUCCAGGCGGUGCCAAUGGGGAGACGGUAAACGGGGUCUUCCGCCCCCUCCCCAGCGCGCAGAAGCCCCACCGAAAGCUGCAGUCCCACCACUCCAUCAACAGCCAGAGCAGCAAGAAGAGCAAGGGCAGCUCCAAGUCAGCCUCUUCCCACAUCCCUAUUGAGGCACAAGAAGAUUGCUGCGUCCACUGCAUCCUCUCCUGCCUCUUCUGCGAGUUCCUGACCCUCUGCAACAUCGUGCUGGACUGUGCCACCUGCGGCUCCUGCACGUCCGAGGACUCCUGCAUCUGCUGCUGCUGCUGCAACUCGGGCGAGUGCGCGGACUGCGACCUGCCCUGCGACAUGGACUGCGGCAUCAUCGACGCCUGCUGCGAGUCGGCUGACUGCCUGGAGAUCUGCAUGGAGUGCUGCGGGCUCUGCUUUUCCUCCUGAGGGGCUGCAUUCGGCAGGGGGGACCAGGAGUGGGUCCCCCCCAGCCCCUCCUGCAGUGGCCAAGGGUCCAGCCUGUCCCUGAGCCGGCAGUGGGGACACCCAGCUGUGAAAUGCCGAAAGACAGAGCCCAGCGAAGGAUUUGCCCCCCAUUGCAAAUGUCAUCCUUGGGGCUGGUGAGCCAGGCUCAGAUCCUGCCUGGGGAAGGGUGAAUCUGUAGGGCCACAGGGUACCCGGGGGACAGCUGGCAUCCCGUCAUGCUCUACCUCUUCCCCGUGCCGGGCCGGUUUGCCAAGGAUCGCGGGAGCCUCCUGCCACCUGAGCCGAGAGCAGGAGCGCCCACCCCGUGACCCGCAGGUGCCACCCCGGGGUCCCUGCAUUGGGGAUGGCCACUGCGACCACCAAGGCUGCCCCAGGACAGUGCUCUGGUUUACACAGGGGUGGCACAGAGCAUCAUCCCGCCCCAGGACGCCUCCAAGAGAGCAAGGCACAGGACAGAGCCUUGCUCCCCGCUGGGAGCCCACCGGGCACCAGGAGGUGCCGAAGCCUUUAGCCAGGCUGCGGGGUCCCGUGCUGUGGGACGCAUCCUGCCAGCCCCUGCUCCUCCUCGGUGCUGAGAUCGGCAGCCAAGUGCAAUACACACAGCCCGCUGCCCUCCCUGCCGUGCUGGCUGGGAAGAAGCUUAUCCUUCACUGGUGCCCGCAGCGGGGUUGCAGCCGGGGGCCAAGGCAGCCAUCCCGGCUGGGGAGAGCCCGGAGCUGCACCAAGCUGUUACCGACCCUGCGUGCAUCCCGGGGGGGGCAAUGGGGCAAGGUGGUUUGGGUGGUGCCAAAUGACCCCCAGCGGUUGUUGGCUCCAUCCCACCACCCAGGGGACAGGGCUUGUGGCUGGGUGGGGGUGGAAAAUGCCCUGUUGAAGGGCUGGGGAGAAGGGGAGGGAAGUGUCAUGGUGUUUUAUUUUUUUGUCCCUUUCGUUUGUUACUGUAAAUAAAGGUCUUUCUUCAUUUCUGA
Molecule: messenger RNA, 1949 nt
Organism: Phalacrocorax carbo (great cormorant)
Lineage: Eukaryota; Metazoa; Chordata; Aves; Suliformes; Phalacrocoracidae
Source: RefSeq, a predicted model, not a curated record